AAGUGCUUGUGUUAACGUAUGUGUUAAAAAAAAGAUGGCAGCAGCUGAUCGGUAUCCCCGAAACUCCAUAGAGGAUGACUUCAACUAUGGCACCAACGUGGCCUCGUCCAGUGUUCACAUCCGCAUGGCUUUCCUGCGUAAAGUUUAUAGUAUUCUCUUAGUCCAAGUUCUUUUGACUGCUGCAACAUCGGCAGUAUUUCUCUAUUUUGAAUCUAUCCGGAACUUUGUACAUCAAAGCCCAGCACUGCUUCUUAUAUCUGCAUUAGGGUCAUUGGGUACAAUAGUUGCGCUGACAAUCUACAGACAUCAAUAUCCAGUGAACCUCUACUUACUUUUUGGAUUUACUCUCUUGGAAGCUAUAACAGUUGGUAUUGCAGUGACAUUUUAUGAAGUGUCUGUGGUUAUUCAAGCCUUCUUACUGACCGCAGCGGUGUUCUUUGGACUGACCGUGUACACUUUCCAGUCUAAGAGAGACUUCAGCAAACUUGGAGCUGGACUUUUUGCAGGUCUGCUGGUGUUAAUUCUUGCUGGUUUUCUGAGGUUUUUCCUUCACAGUGAGACUGUGGAGCUGGCAAUUGCUGCUGGAGGAGCCAUCUUGUUCUGUGGUUUUAUCAUCUAUGAUACUCAUUUGUUGAUGCACAAAUUGUCACCUGAAGAACACAUCCUGGCUUCAAUCAAUCUUUAUCUCGACAUCAUUAAUCUUUUUCUGCAUAUUCUCCGUUUGCUACAAGCUGCCAACCAGAAAUAAAGAAAAAUUGCAUUUUAAA
Pelobates fuscus (common spadefoot toad) is the source of this 767-nucleotide messenger RNA. RefSeq names its product transmembrane BAX inhibitor motif containing 4 (gene TMBIM4). Bases 35 to 748 code for a protein of 237 amino acids. The transcript has 7 exons. The record is from RefSeq and is a predicted model, not a curated record. Gene Ontology annotation, biological process: negative regulation of apoptotic process. NCBI's taxonomy places the organism in Eukaryota, Metazoa, Chordata, Amphibia, Anura, Pelobatidae.